Stomoxys calcitrans (stable fly) is the source of this 903-nucleotide messenger RNA. It is a transcript of the gene RpL27, whose product is annotated as large ribosomal subunit protein eL27. The record is from RefSeq and is a predicted model, not a curated record. Gene Ontology annotation, molecular function: structural constituent of ribosome. Gene Ontology annotation, cellular component: ribosome; cytosolic large ribosomal subunit. NCBI's taxonomy places the organism in Eukaryota, Metazoa, Arthropoda, Insecta, Diptera, Muscidae. The transcript is spliced from 2 exons. The coding region runs from base 108 to 515 and encodes 135 amino acids. Gene Ontology annotation, biological process: translation.
GAUAAGCUUACUAAACACAGCGUUUGACAGAAACGUCAAACCAAAGUGCGAAAUGUCAUCCCUUUUCUCUUUCUCUAUAUCCGGUCAGCCAUAAGACCUCCAGCAAGAUGAGGAAGAUUAUGAAGCAAAACAAAAUCGUAAUUGUCCUUAGUGGACGUUACGCCGGCCGCAAGGCCAUCAUUGUCAAGACUGUCGAUGAUGGUGGACAGGACAAACCAUUCGGUCAUGCUUUGGUUGCUGGUAUCGACAGAUACCCCCGCAAGGUCACCAAGAGCAUGGGCAAGACCAAGUUGAAGAAGAAGUCCAAGAUCAAGCCCUUCUUGAAGGUAUUGAACUACAAUCACUUGAUGCCUACUCGUUACACCGCCAGCGAAAUCACUUUCGACAAGCUGUCCCCCAAGGACUUGAAGGAUCCCGCCAAGAGGAAAGCACACCGUUUCCAGACUCGCGUCAAAUUCGAGUCCUCCUACAAGGAAGGCAAGAACAAGUGGUUCUUCCAAAAGUUGCGUUUCUAAGCUGCUUGCUUUUUAGUUUUUAACAACAUAACUGUCAAAAUGAUGAUAAAAACAUAGUUUUGUAUGUUUUUAUUGCGCUGUGUGGUUCUGAAUGGAGAAAAAUGUGACGUAUUUUUUUUUAGAAAAAAAGUUACAAGAAUAAAAAAUUAUUAAAAAAAAGAAAGCAACAGUGUCUUAUCUUUAAGAAAAACAACAUAAACAAAUCCCUUGGAUUUACCUUUCAAGUAGAAGGGAUAAGCGCAACAAAAAAAAAAAUGAUCAAUGAAAUAAGUGAAUUGUUAAUGGAAGCUGUGGCUGUCUGCAUAAUUUGACAUGUGCUGAGUUAAGUCAGAUAUGACAAUGGGAUUGGCAUUGGUAUAUCUAGAAAUUAAAUUUUUAUAUAAAGUAA